GAGGGCGGUGUUCAUCUUGGUGAUGACGUUAUGAGGCAGGACUUGAUCGAACCCACCAAUAAGACGAGCCAGCUCGGUUCUUUUGGGGCUCAUCGCAAUGAAUGGGUGUCGGUGGUUCACACGGCAAGGGAGCGACCACAACAAGACGCGGAUAUUGAGGGGAUGCGGCAUCGAUACGCGGGAGCUGUCCAGCAGCACCACGCCAACGACACGGACGCACGAGAUAGCCAGAGCGUUUCAGCGCGCGUUCAGAAAGAAGGAUCUCGUCCAGUCUCACCGCUCUUUAGUCUGCCGCCCCCACCACCAUCGAUAAAGGAGCGCUCCACCUCCUCACAUCAGAGCCGACUUGUACUGUCUUGUCCGGACCACACCACCAGAGAAGGUGUCCAUGACUGUAAACCGCAGCACGGCGAGUCCCUGUCUUUGACCAGCCACAGCAUCCUCCUCACACAGGGUGUGCACAGUGACCGUCAGCCUAACCAUAACCAACCACUUCAGCCGGAGUUUCCAGAGGCCUCACCUGGCUCUCAGUGUCAUUCGGAGCCAUUCUGCAGCUAUUCUCCUCAGCACAAAUCUUCCGUUUCCCCGCAGCCCUCCCCAUCAGAUCUGCCGCUGCUGCCGCCGCCGCCUUUGCAUAUUUCUGGUACGCGGGAUACUCGCCAAAAGUGUGCUAAUUAUUGCAAACAACAAAACGCACAACGGUACGUCGGGGAGGGGGGGCGUCGAGACCUAAACCCGUUGCUGCAGCAACCUUGUUAUAAUCAAAUAGGGGAUCAUCAACAAAGGGACCCCUCUUUGGAGCUACUCUUACCAAACUCCGGCCAAGGACAGAUAAAUGCAUGCGAGGAAAUCAAAAAGGAGAGACUACUAAUUGAGCCUCAAGCUCAGUUACCACAACUGCAGGCUCAACGGCAAUUACUGUUGGGUAGCAGCUUGCCUACCAACUACUGCAUCAGCGGAUCUGGGGAAGUGUGCAGAAAUAACCGAGUGCUGUUGCAGCAACAGCAGCAGCAGCAGGUAGACGCGCAGAAACACAGCUUUCAGUGGCAGCAGAGUGACCGAGACAGCAGGUGCCAGGUGAGAAAAAUCGCACUGCUUCAAGCAGAGCAGAAGUACCAUGAUGGUCAAAGUGAACGCGCGUUAGUGAGAAACUCGUCGGUCUCCAGCAGUGAAAAUAGCAGCCCCCCGUACGGCUCCAGCAGUCAACUGUGGCCAGAGCCCCACGAAAAGGAGGAAAGGAAAAACCGAGUAGGCAGACACAAGGCACAUGCUGAGCGAACAAAGCUGAGCCAUGCUGGAUCCAAGCCCUCCCUCUCUGAGAGCAGGCACUCACUCCCUCAGAUAGCCAUGAACAGCUGCAAGUACAAUGGAGGAGUGGUAAAACCACUGGGCAGCCUGGCGGCGUCACGACGCAACCUAGCAGAGCAUGACUCUGAGACCCAGCCGCUACAGACUCUGCACAGCUCUGGCUUGGAAGUGGUCAUCUCGAAGGGUGGUAGCGAGGACCCCAGCAAGGCGUCCAAUGAGAGCCUGGUCAGAGAGAGUGGCAGUGCACCACAGAAGAAAAAUAAAGAUAUCGGCUACAAGUUGGGCCACAGGAGGGCACUUUUUGAGAAGCGCAAGCGGCUUAGCGACUAUGCCCUAAUUUUUGGGAUGUUUGGGAUCGUUGUCAUGGUAACAGAGACUGAGCUGUCCUGGGGGGUUUACACUAAGGAAUCUUCAUAUUCAUUUGCACUAAAAUGCCUUAUCAGCCUUUCCACUGUUAUUUUGCUUGGUCUUAUAAUAAUGUACCACGCUCGGGAAAUACAGCUGUUCAUGGUGGACAAUGGGGCGGAUGACUGGAGGAUAGCCAUGACAUAUGAGCGUAUCUUCUUCAUUGUACUGGAGCUGCUGGUGUGUGCCAUUCACCCAAUCCCGGGCCAGUAUGUCUUCACAUGGACUGCCCGGCUGGCCUUCACCUACGUGCCCUCUGUGGCCGAUGCUGACGUAGACAUCAUCCUUUCCAUCCCCAUGUUCCUCCGUCUCUACCUGAUCGGCAGGGUCAUGCUCCUUCAUAGCAAGCUUUUCACAGAUGCAUCCUCACGCAGUAUAGGUGCCCUCAACAAGAUCAACUUCAACACACGCUUCGUCAUGAAGACCCUCAUGACUAUUUGCCCCGGAACUGUGCUGCUGGUCUUCAGUAUCUCCUCCUGGAUCAUCGCGGCCUGGACCGUACGGGUCUGUGAGAGGUAUCAUGACAAACAGGAGGUAACUAGUAACUUUCUUGGAGCUAUGUGGCUAAUUUCCAUAACUUUCCUAUCAAUUGGCUAUGGAGAUAUGGUCCCUCAUACAUACUGUGGUAAAGGGGUCUGUCUUCUCACAGGAAUAAUGGGAGCUGGCUGCACUGCACUUGUAGUCGCAGUGGUUGCCAGAAAGUUAGAACUGACAAAAGCUGAGAAACAUGUCCACAAUUUUAUGAUGGACACCCAGCUUUGUAAACGAGUAAAGAACACAGCUGCCAAUGUACUCAGGGAAACAUGGCUCAUCUACAAACACACAAAAUUAGUGAAGAAAAUAGAUCAUGCCAAAGUGCGCAAACAUCAGCGCAAGUUCUUACAGGCCAUUCACCAGCUCCGCAGUGUGAAAAUGGAGCAGAGAAAACUCAAUGACCAGGCCAACACACUGGUGGACUUGGCAAAGACACAGAAUGUGAUGUACGACUUGGUGUCAGAGCUGCAGGAGCGUAGUGAGGAGCUGGACAAGCGCAUUGGCACGCUGGAGGACAAGCUGGACGCAAUCACUGGCAGCCUGCAGGCUUUGCCCUGUCUGAUCUCCCAAGCCAUAACUCAGCAGCAGCAGGACCUCCUAGAUGGCUUCGUGCACCGCUUCCAUCUGCCCUCGCUGGGCUCAGAGCACUCCUGGACCCCCUCCAGACGGCGGCGCUCCCCCUCCACUGCCCCCCACACUUCCUCCGACAGCGGCUAACACUGGCCUGGACCUGCUUACCGCUUCCAAAGGUCUCAGACUUAUUCAUGUAAGCUGAUCAAACUUUUGUUGAGGAAUUUAGAGGUUGAGGACUCGUAUUAAUAAGUAGAGAAGAAUUAGUAGAUAUAUGGUUUAUGUUUAGCCAUUGUAUGGCUGUUCAAGUUAGCUUUUUUGUAAAGCCUUCAUAUAUUUAUAAGACUGAGUUCAAGAAGCUGGAGUGAGUCCAACUGGUCUUUAAAACUGGAGGUCCACAGGAAAGUGGGCCCAAGCAAUGCUUGCCAGAGUGAACCAAUCUUGAACACAGAGGAGAGAUGCACCCAUAAAGAAGAGAUGAAUUGGUUCUGCAAGACAUCUGUGGUGUUGUUUUCCCAAUGCCAGGAUGAGCAUUGAGAGUGCUGCCAGGUGCUCUGCGAUCACUCAGUAUUCAGCUGGAGAGGGGGAGCUCAUGACCUUACUACUGCGUAGAAUAUUGCCAGAAUGACAACUUUAUGGAUUCAGUUCCCUUGCUCUUUUAAGGGAAAUUGGGUGCAACUAAUCUUUUUUAGUUACUAUUGGCAUGUUAUUUUUUUCAGUGCCUGAAUGUAUAGAUUGAGAAGGGUUGUUCAUUUACCAAUUUUGAAGCAAGUUUUUUGUACAAUGUUACUGUAACACAAGCAUUGCAUUCCUUUUUCAGAUACAUUCCUCUUUAAGACAUUUUGAAUAAUUUGUCUUAACAAAUACCAUUAACUGUUGCAGUCUUCUCUUAUUUAUCAAAGCCUUUCAAUACUUCCACCAGUUACUACAGAAAGAAAGAAAGAAAGAAAGAAAGAAAGAAAGAAAGAAAGGACUUUUUAAGGAACCGUUAGUACUCAAGUUGGUAAAGUAACACUUUCAUUUAACCAAAUAUGAGCUUCCAGAAGUCUUCACAUUACAGAGAGGCAUCAUUUUUUUAAUUUGAAAUGACAGCACAGAGUGCUAAAUGCUGUGGUAGGCACAAAUGUAUGACAGAACUGAGAUUUAAACAUUUGCAUGUUUCAGUGCAAUUGAGACGAAUGGAUUAUGGAUGGUUUUUCAAAUGUAUGUGUGUGUUCUUUGCUUGAUUUCAUUUAUUUUUUACACAGAGAUUCCUUUUUAAAAUGUUAGAUAGUAUUUUUAGAGUUGCAAAAAUAGAGGUGCAGUAAUGUUUAAUGCAUUCCUUGUUCUACCUAUAAAUUAAAUUUACCAACAGAUUGAAGAAUCAAUGAAAAGUACAAUAAACACCAAAAGAAUCAUGAAAAAUACUUGGAGAUCUUCUCUGAGAGAUCUUCUCUGAAAGAAUUUGCACUUUUCAGAAUAUACCAUAAAGGCAGCUUAGAGCAAAUAACAGUCUCUCCUGUUCACUUGUAUUUUACUGACAUCUCAAUGAUAUACAGUCCUGAAUAAUCUAAUUAUCGUAAAGCAACUGACAAUGUUAUGUGUUCGAUGAUGUAAUUGUCACAAAUUAGAAUUUAUUGUAACUGACCACAAACAUUAACCCAGCAUAUUACUGCAAAUUUGACACUGAGUCAGUUACAUGUUUCCAGCUUAGUUCUCUUAAACAUCUGAGACAUUAUUUUAGCAAUUUAAAUGUGGCAACAACAAAAAAAAAAAAAAAAAAAAAAAAGAAAAGAAAAUUAAAGAAAAAUGGGCAAAUAAGGGUAAUGGAUCUCGUAAGCACACCCUUGUGCAGAGAUUUAAAAUGUAUGGAAGAUGUACAGAGGAUUGGAUUCCAACCAAAGCUUAACCUUAAUUUAAUUAAAAUGUUUAUACAACAUAGCAUCACAAGUAAGUAAUUAUAAGUUAGUGACAAUUACAAACUCAAAGACUCACAUACACACACUUAGUGUACAUUCCGUGUUAGAUCAAAGGCACCUCCCCCCCAUUUGCUGGUUAAUCAUUUUAUUAAUUAUUUGCAGGAUUUAUCAUUCAGAGGUCUCACCACAAUCAAACAGACUCCUAAUCAAACCUGUUUCAGUCUUGUCAGUACUAUGUGUUUAGGUCUUAUAUAUUUGCAGUCCUGUGUUCAAACAAUGUUAACACUGAAUCUAUUGUAAAUGAAAAAUGGAUAGGUAAAAAUUGGAUGGAUAAUUCUCAAAACCUUCAUUGUAAAUUGAAAUGUACCUGACACUUUGAUCAAAGACAAACUGAAGAAGCUGGUCAUGCCAUUAAAUUUCUAAGGUAAACCAAAAUAGAGGAAGAGAAUGCUUUACAAAAGUCUCUUUUUUUAAAAGUGCAAUUUAGUAGAUCCUGAUUAAAAUCAAAAGUAUGAUUUUGUCAAACAUAAUUUGAUGUAUGAUUGCAUAGUUUCAUUGCAAAUAAUAUGACCAUGACCCUUUUUCUCUCUCAUUCAAUGUCAACACAUUCUAAAUGUUGUAAUGUGCCAAUUAUAAAAUAAGACUCAAAGCUUGUGCCAUCUGACAUCAAACUGCAUACAUCACUAGAUGGGACACCAAAUCGAUAGAAAGUAUAUUACUAGAUUACAGGAUUUUUUUUUCCUUAAUUUUUUUUUUUAUUUUAUUUUUUUUAUUUCCUUUCUUUGUGAAAUACCUGUGAAAGAUUAAACAGAGAGAGAUGAAUUUGCAUUUUGUAUCCUCCCAGGUUGACUGUACAUAAAGGCAUGGGUUAUCAUGGUCUCAUAUGUUGAGAUCUUCUUAUUUUGUUUACAUAGAGAUAGCCCAAGAAGCUACAGUUGGAAAAAAUCUGCCCAUGUUUCAGAAAAUAAAUAUAGAAUUCUUGAGA
Messenger RNA from Myxocyprinus asiaticus (Chinese sucker), 5700 nucleotides. Its product is annotated as small conductance calcium-activated potassium channel protein 2-like. Gene Ontology annotation, molecular function: calmodulin binding; small conductance calcium-activated potassium channel activity. The coding region runs from base 31 to 2964 and encodes 977 amino acids. The record is from RefSeq and is a predicted model, not a curated record. Gene Ontology annotation, biological process: potassium ion transmembrane transport. The transcript is spliced from 9 exons. NCBI's taxonomy places the organism in Eukaryota, Metazoa, Chordata, Actinopteri, Cypriniformes, Catostomidae. Gene Ontology annotation, cellular component: plasma membrane; neuronal cell body; neuron projection.